Molecule: messenger RNA, 6065 nt
Organism: Chlamydomonas reinhardtii
Lineage: Eukaryota; Viridiplantae; Chlorophyta; Chlorophyceae; Chlamydomonadales; Chlamydomonadaceae
Exons: 5
Coding region: 129-5108 (1659 amino acids)
Biological process (GO): protein phosphorylation
Molecular function (GO): ATP binding; protein kinase activity
Source: RefSeq, a predicted model, not a curated record
GGUGUAACAUAUGCCUGGGGCUCUCUAGGUAGUCCGCUGGUGAAUGCGGGCUGUUCGAGCAUGCUGCUCGGCUGGCAGCUCUUCAUGCUGGCCCUGCUAUUGCUGCUACUUGCACACCAUCAGCCAGCAUGUGGCCAGUCACUGCUCCUCCUCACACCGCAACAGCUACUCAACAGCACGAGGGGCUGUCUUCAGAGCUCCAGACGUUGGACCUCCGCUCGCUGUCGGGUCUCUUCAGCGUGCCUCCCAACGGCACCCUAGAGAUCCGGGGGCUCAGCAUCGUGGGUGCCGCGCUGCCGUCGGCGCCCUUCCCGCUGCCGGCGUCGGGCUUUCUGGCGCUGUCGGCGUUCCGGCUGGGCGCGGGCGCGCGACUGCGGCUGGUGGACAGCUUCCUCACAGUGCCCUCCUGCGCGUUGCUGUCGCUGCAUCAGACGUACGCGUGCGGCGUGUCUCCAUCUCCGAACGUGACGGUGACGCCCAGCAGCCUGGUGGUGCACCGCCUGACGACGCCCAGCCUGGAUGUGACCAACGUGACGGUUCAGUGCUCGGGCGCCGCGGCUCCCUUUCCGUGCCUGGCGGCGUCUGUGCGCAGUGGCACGGAGCUUGUGCAAGCCGCAUUCGCUGCACAGCCGUUGAUAGCGGCCAGCUUUGUUUCUUUCGGCGUCACGGAGGUCCCAGUUUACCUCUUCAUAGCGCAGGACAUUCUUCUGGCAGAGGCAGCGGACCUGCAUGCCACGCUGUGCCGAGCCAGCAGGGCCAGCAGCAGCGACGGCGCGUUCGGUACCACAGCCGGCAGCAACGCUGCCCCCAUCAGGCCUGGUGUCGCCGCAAGACCGGCUCCCACCGCCGCGACGCCACCGCCUACUACAGCGCCCGAACCGCCCGGGCCAACCGUCUGGGCCGGUUGCUCUGCGCCGCUCAGCUACCGCCUCGUCCUGUCCGGCGCCCCCGGAGCCGCCACAGUCCUGGACCUGACUGGCACGACUUCCUGGCUGCAGCCGGGGGCGCGUGCAGGCGGGCUCGAGCUGCUGCACCUGACGCUGCGCGGGCCGCCGGCGGGUCCGGGCGAGGCCGUGCCGCUCGGCCUCAUGCGGCUGCUGCUGUGGACGGCGGACUUCCCGCGGCGCAACCUAGGGGUGCAGUCUCGGGUCUUCCUGGCGUUGGAGGAUUGCGUGGUGGAGCUGCCGGCGGCGGAGGUGGCGAUGUGGCGGGAGGCGUGGGGCCUGCCGCUGGGUCCGCGGCUGCGGGGCACGCUGUGCCUGCAGAAUGAGGAGACUGUGCUGGGCAACGUCGUCGCGGAGCAGGUGCCCGGCUCGGAGGAUGACGUGAUGCUCGUGUCCGCAGCCGGGUGGGCCGGCGCAUUCCACUUUUCGAACGUGCGACUGGCGGUGCACGAGCAGCACAUGCAGCCGCCGCCGGAACUGUCGGCAGCAGGAGGCGCGGCCGCUGCCGCCGCAGCGGCUGGCGGCGCAAUAAGCGGCACUGGCACCAGCCCCAACACCAGCACCAAUGCAGGCGGGGUCGGGGACGGCGGCGACGCGAGCACCGGCGCUAAACGAACUAGCGCGCUCGGCGCGCCUCCGGCCGCAGCCAGUGACUUUAGCUCGUUCUUGCAUCGGCAAAACCUCGCUGUGCCUGGCUCCUACCCCAGCCUCUGUGUCAUUGUGCCGCCGGGCGCUCAGCUGCCCAUGAGCUCGCGCUCCUACCGGCGCGUUACCACCGGCGUCCUGCUCGGCAUUGACUUGCUGGUAAUCACGGCUGGCGUCGACAACAGCUCGAGCGACAGCGAUCGUGUGAAACUGGAGCAGGCGUAUUUCGGGAACCUGGUGGAAAGCUACUCGCGCGGCGCGAGCAUGCGCCUUGACACCCGUGACGUGGUCGGCACGAUCCGCGUGUUUGCGCCCGUGAUGCUGAUGGGGGACUUUUACGACGCCGCGGAGCUGGACAUGGACGGCCGGGUCGCAGCCAUCAGCAUUACCGGGCCAGUCAGCGGCUUGCUCACGCUGCGGCUCAUAGCGCUGACCGGCUUGCCGCGCGCAUGCUGCGGAGCUGCUGAUGAUAUAAUGAGUUUGCCAGCUCUGGCGUCGGCUGCCGGUGGGACUGGAUCAUCAGCAUCAGUUGGUAUGACCCAGGGUCUCGCGCCAGCGCUCGCCAACUUCACGUCCUGCCUCUGGACAUUUGUGUUCGACCGCUCGCCAGAGGCCCUGGCGGCGGACUUGGCGGGUGGCGCGGGCGGGCGGCCGGCGGGCCUGCCACGCCUGUUCCUAGACUCGGUGGUGCUCGUGGUGCCAGAGGCGGAGCUGCAGCUACUGGGGCGUGUGUGGGCCGCGUCGGCAGACCUGCUGAGCGGUCGGCUUGCGUUCUCUGCGGACACGGACCCUGGUCUGGCGGCGGCGCUGCGUGCGAUGCUGGGGUUCUCGCAGCUAGCGGCUGGCAACGGUAGCUCUACAGGCGGCAGCACCAGCACUGGCAGCUUGCCACCUCUGCAGUUCUCCACGCUGCAGUGGUGCGGCUACGUUGGCCGCAACGUGACGCUGACGUCACAGGGCUACUCCGCCAGUGCCGCGGCGGCGCUCCGGCGUGUGGCAGCAACGUGGCCGUCCCUGGCGGGUCUGCCUGUGGUGCACGUAGCCGUGCCGGAGCCCCCGGCGCCUCCCGCACGCGUACAGCCCACUGCGCCACCCGGACAGCAGUUGCCGGCAGCUUCCUUCCCAUCAGGGACCACAGCACCUCCUGCACCAGGCCCCAAGGCCAGUAGCCUACCAGCGACGUCAGGCGUUCAGCCGCCGCCCGGUGGCACUGCGGUGGGCAGGGCAGGAUCCCCAGGGCGGGACGCGGCGCCACAACCGCAGCCCGAACCCGGGCUUAGGCAGCCACACGUGGCCUUAGUCGCAGAUGAUGUGUCAGGCGACCUCACCGGUGGCGCUUCAAACGGCAGCAGCCUGGGCGGUGGCAGUGGCAAUAGUGGCGGCAGUAGCAGCACCAGUGGCAGUGGUGGCGGCAGUAGCUCCAAGGCCGUGCCUGUGGCCGUGCCUGUCGUGGCCGCCGUGGUCGGGGCCGCGCUGGUGCUUUGUGCAGCUGCGGCGGUGUGGGCAUGGCGCCGCCGCCGUGCCCGGCUGCACCUCGCAGCAGGCAGCCCGCGCAAGGGGCGGCCGGGGCAGGCAGACACCAGUUCGCGCACGAGGAUGCCAAGGAGCACGGCCUCCAGCUACACUGGCGCGAAUGUUGAUCGCGCCGCAACGAGCGGGGACGACAGCGGACCCACGAUAAAGAACAGUUCGGCGGAGGGCUCUGCCGUUGCGAGUAGCCCGGACAAACGCGGGGCCCGCCAGCCGCGGUCUUUGUUGCAGAGCCGCAGCUCUGCAUGGGCGCUCAUCACAGGCAGGGGCGUCAGGAGUCCGCCGAGGCGUUCACCUGCCAGCACUGCCUCGGGUUUCGUGAACGGCGUCAUGCAGCGGAUGUCCUGUGGUGUGGCUCCGCGCACUGCUAGCGGCACCGGCAGCACAGGCGCCGGCGCCAGCGGUGCGGCCUCAGGCGCGGCCUCAAGUGCAGGUGCAGGCGCAGGCCGCAAUCCUCCAGACCCGAGUGUUCAAGAGUCAGUCCGCAAGGCAAUCAUCGGCAUGUUUAUGGAAAUGGAGGAGACUCAGGCGGCAGGCGAGGUCGCCGGCGGCGGCGACGGUGGGGCUCCAACCCAGGUGGUCGGCCCCGCGACGGACGCAGCAGGUUCUGGCACGCCGGGUCGAACGCCGGCAGAGCACACCCCAGCACUCAGGCCAUUGUCAAAAACUGCCGAUGGCUCACUGCAGCCUAACAGGGUGGCUAUCACUGGAACCAGCGACGGCGCUGGGUCGGCCAUAUCACAGCAGCCUUCACCGCCGCCUGUGCUGGCCAUCACCGGCGAGCUGGGCCGCGGCGCGCAGGGCGUGGUGUACCGUGGCGUGUGGCGCGGGCUGGACGUGGCGGUCAAGAGCGUGCUGUUCCACCUCGAGCCGGGCCCUGGCGGCGCGGCCCGGGACGUCCCUGUGCAGCGGGCGGUGCAGGAGGCGGCCAUUGCCGUGAGCAUGGCGCACCCCAACAUCGUGGCCACCUACACCUACCAGCUGCAGCCGCUGCAGGCACAGGCACCAAAUGCUCACAGCGAGCAAUGGGUCCGAACGGGAAACGAUUCAUAUCUAGGAACAACAGUCGACUGCACAGGCAGCGGCAGUGGAUCAUCAGCCACCCCCGGACAUGCUGCCGAGGCGGCGGUGUGGAAGCUGACGCUCAUUCAAGAGCUGUGUGACGCCAACAGCCUGCGGCACUGCCUGCAGUCCGGGCUGCUGCUGCUGGGGCAGCAGGCGGGCGCAGCCGUAGGCACAGGCAGCGACGCUGGACAGUCACCAGCUAUACAGCCGCCGCCGGCCCGGACUGUGUUGCUGCUCGCCUGCGACAUAGCGCGGGGCCUGGCGCACCUGCAUGAGCGCGGGGUGGUGCACGCGGACCUGUCCUCCAACAACGUGCUGCUGCAGAGCACUGCGAGUAGGCCGCCUAGGAUGUCAGCGCCAGGCACAACAGGCGGCGGCCCGCCCGCCUUCAACAGUAGCGCAGUGGACACAGGGCUUCGCGUUGUGGCCAAGCUGUGUGACUUCGGUCUCAGCGGACGAUUGGACGUGGAGGCGGACGCAACGCACCUUUCAGGGCCCGCCAGGCGCUCCUGUGCGUACUCUGCGCCGGAGCUGGUGGCGUACGGCCGCUCUGGCCCGGCAGGCGACGUGUACGCCUUCGCGGUAGUGCUGUGGGAGCUGGCGCUGGGCCUGCCGCUGCCUAUGGCUCUGGCGCGGCCUGAGAGCGCAGGCCUGCGUGCGUGGCAGUCGGAGCAGGCGCGCCUGGUGCCGCUUGGAGAUGACGACUUGAAUGCGUCAGGGACAGGGGGUCAGGCGUCGGAUGUUGCCCUGGCAUCCCUGGCGCUGCCUCCAGGUCUGUUUUGGUGGCCGCCCGGCACUCCGGCUGGGCUUGUGUCCCUCGUUGCGGAGUGCUUGAGGCCCGAGCCCCAGUCACGGCCGCCGGCAGCGGCAGUGCUGAAGCAACUGCAAAGCAGCUGGUACAAACUGCUGAAAAGCAACUCUUAGCCUUGCCAUGCACAACCGGGUAUACGCACGCUUCGUAAGUUUGCACGAGUUCCUAGCAUCGAAGUGAUGCGGCUUAUUGGGCAGCAGGACGUUGGUGAGAUGAGUCACAUGAGAUGGUCACAGGAUGUUGGUUAGAUGAGGCAUAGUUGGUGCCCAGUAAUGGGCCGUCGCAUAGCACUGAAGCGCCUUGCUUGAUCCUAACUGAAGCAUGCCCGAUGAUCGAUGAGUAUUUGGUGCUGUGUAGAUGGUUACGGGAUGUGGGCCCGAACUUAUUGAGCUGCCGCUGAAAGUUGUGCGCACAGAAGUGUUGUUGGCAUUGUCGUGUGUUUACUUGACAAUGUCUGUUGUUUCGCUGCUGUACCACUCCAGGAUGGUCCAAACUACCGUUGGGGACUGGCGUGGUGGCGGUGAUAGGCAUGGUCGCACAGCAAUGAUGCAGGUAUUCACAAUCAUACAUGCCUGAAAAAAUGAACCGGACUUUCGUAUGGCGGAUGUUCGUGCCCGACUGUACAACGGGGACGCGUCUUUACGGUAGGGAAAGGACGCUGUUGUUAGUUCUUUGGUGAAGGUGGAGAUCGUAGUGAGGAGAGGGGCAAAGACGGACAACGCGGGAGGGGGGGAAUCGCAUGUUGUGCAGCCCAUGCACAAUACCAGGGACAUGAUUGAGCGCGUCCUCGGAGAUGUAUUUUGUUGCUAGGUGAGGUUUGGGUCCCAGUUGAAUGCGUGGACUGAUGGAUAAGUCACGUGAAAGAGUGGAAGACCUGAUAGUGGUGACUGGUCGAGAUGAUGCCGUACAUGUCUGUCCAAACGGUUCGACCCGUAGAGGUGUUGCUUGAAGCCUUGAAGAUUUGGAUGAGGCUGGGGAAAUGGGUGUGGCAUUGUUGGGCUACAGAAGGCGGGCGGGAUGGGGUGGGUUCGUGUCUGCCAAGAUCGCAGGCAGGCGCCCUCCCCGUCACG